This is a messenger RNA of Hordeum vulgare subsp. vulgare (domesticated barley), 510 nucleotides long. RefSeq names its product ubiquitin-NEDD8-like protein RUB2. The record is from RefSeq and is a predicted model, not a curated record. Gene Ontology annotation, molecular function: ubiquitin protein ligase binding; protein tag activity. Gene Ontology annotation, cellular component: cytoplasm; nucleus. The coding region runs from base 1 to 465 and encodes 154 amino acids. The transcript has a single exon. NCBI's taxonomy places the organism in Eukaryota, Viridiplantae, Streptophyta, Magnoliopsida, Poales, Poaceae. Gene Ontology annotation, biological process: modification-dependent protein catabolic process; protein ubiquitination.
AUGCAGAUCUUCGUCAAGACCCUGACGGGCAAGACGAUCACCCUGGAGGUGGAGAGCAGCGACACCAUCGACAACGUCAAGGCCAAGAUCCAGGACAAGGAGGGGAUCCCGCCGGACCAGCAGCGACUCAUCUUCGCCGGGAAGCAGCUGGAGGACGGCCGCACGCUGGCCGACUACAACGUCCAGAAGGAGUCGACGCUGCACCUCGUGCUCCGCCUCCGCGGCGGCCUCUCCAUCAAGGUCAAGACGCUCACCGGCAAGGAGAUUCAGAUCGACAUCGAGCCCACGGACACGGUCGACAGGAUCAAGGAGCGCGUCGAGGAGAAGGAGGGCAUCCCGCCCGUCCAGCAGAGGCUCAUCUUUGGUGGCAAGCAGAUCGCGGACGACAAGACGGCGCAGGACUACAAGAUCAAGGCCGGGGACGUGCUCCACCUCGUGCUCGCGCUCAGGGGCGGUGCUUGCUAGAUAUUGUCUCGGGUUUUACAGGAGCUUGAAUGAGGGUUUAGCUGU